This is a messenger RNA of Closterium sp. Naga37s-1, 1929 nucleotides long. NCBI's taxonomy places the organism in Eukaryota, Viridiplantae, Streptophyta, Zygnematophyceae, Desmidiales, Closteriaceae. The record is from the annotation of a GenBank genome assembly.
AUGGUUAGCACGCGAGUGCCAAGCGUUUCCCGCGCGCGUGUCGUGCUGGCAGGUCUCGUCACGGCGUCGUGGUACGCGCCGUCCGAGACGUCCUCCGCGCCAACCCACCCCACGCCGCUCCGCGUCGCCCUCGUCGCCUCGUCCGACGCCUCCGAUUCGUCCGUUGCUUCGACGCUCCCCGCCUCCGGCGGCGAAAAUGCUGCUGCCGUCGAGCGACCCGCGAAACCGGCCGCUGCAGUCCAAUCGCCCCCCGCCGCCCGCGGCACUGGUAAAAGAGUUGUUGCUCCGCGUGCGGUUCCGCGGCCGGUAGUAAUGAGCGCGUAUGACGGCGUGCUGGACCCCGACCUGUUCGAGACCGCCGGCGAGUUGGGGCGCGGCGGGUUUGGCACGGUGGUGGCGAUGCGGCGAGUGGAGAGCGGCGAGGUGGUGGCGGUGAAGCGCGUGGCGCGCAAGCAGAUGGUGGCGGCGGCGAACGAGGCGAUGGUGGCAGCGUCGCUGAGCGAGUGCCCGGGCGUGCUGGGCGUGCGCGAGGUGCAUCUGGCCGACCACCACGCGUACCUGCUCUCCGACGUCUGCUCUGGCGGCGACCUCCGCGCCCUCCUGCAGCGACGCGCAGCCGCCGCUGCCGCCGCAACCACGCCCGCGGAGAAUGGCAAUGGCAGGCGGUGGUGGGGGAAGGCGAGCGGCGAGGGCGGGCGGGGAGGGGGAAUGGCGGAGGCGGAGGCGCUGGAAGUGGUGAAGCACGUGGGCGACGCCGUGGCGUUCUGCCAUGAGCGAGGCGUGGUGCACUGCGACAUCAAGCCCGACAACAUCCUCUUCGCCUCGCCCCUCUCCAACAUGGAACCCCCGCCUUGCCAACCCGCUGCUAGCCCCGCUGCGCCUGCGCGGCCCUCUCCUGCUGCCCGCCUCUGCACGCCCGUCUCCUCAGCACGCGCCUCCUCCCGACUGGCCGCGGGGGCAGUGCGGCUGGCGGACUUUGGGUUGGCGCAGGUGGUGGCGGAGGGGCAGCGCGUGUGCAGCACUCCCGCAGGCACGCCCGGGUACAUGGCGCCUGAGGUGGAGGCCCUCUGCCGCCCUCGCUGCCCGCCCGCCCCUGGCGCCGCGAAGCAGGGAAGAGGAGCCGCGGCGAGAGCAGCAGGGGGAGAGGCAGAGGCAGGCGGGUAUGGGCGGGCAGCGGACGUGUGGUCGCUGGGGGUGACGCUGCUCGAGAUGAUCGCAGGCGAGCGGCCGUACGCGGGGGAGGCGCCUCAGCAGGGCGAGUGGCGCGCGCGCAUGGAGGGGGCAGCGUGGGAGGGCAUGUCGGAGGAGUGCCGCGCGCUGGUGAGCGACAUGCUGAGAGUGCGCGCGGAGGAGAGGCUCACCAUGGCGCACGUGUGCCACCACCCCGCCAUGAUCCGCGCCUUCAGGGGCAUUGGGACGCGCAGCAGGAAGGGAUGGUGUGACUACGCCGCAUUGCACCGCCUAAUACUGGAACGCGCUUCAAACGCGUACGUGGCAUGGCAACAGGCGGAGACGACAAGGGAGAAGGAAGAGGAGGUGGCUUCGGAAGCACCUCUAGUGGAGCCGUAUGGGAUACAGCAGCCGGUGAGGAGAGCGGGGCAAGGAGAGGGGGCGAUGCAGAAGUCAGAAGACACGGACGACGGACAGGCGGAUGCGGAGGAGGGGGUGGAGGAGGAGGGGGAGGGGGAGGGGGAGGGGGAGGGGGAGGGGGAGGGGGAGGGGGAGGGGGAGGGGGAGGGGGAGGGGGAGGGGGAGGGGGAGGGGGAGGGGGAGGAGGAGGGGGAGGGGGAGGAGGGGGAUAAGAAGCUGAAGCAAGAUCCGACACAGGAGCAGGAUCAGCAGCCAUCCCAAAAAUGCAUGGAAGCUAAACCUACUUUGAAGCUAAUUGGUAGUUACUUUGUGGUUGGUGUCGAGAAAUCAGCCCUGUAG